AUGUCGGCCGGAAGCAGCUCGGCGAGCGUCCCGAGCAUCGACGAAAUCGUCAAGGCCAUCAGCACGACGCAACCCGCCGACCUCGAGCGCCAGCUCAUUCCGCAACUCAAGAAACUCGACAAAGCUGCCUCUCACUCGCGCGCUUCAGGUCCCUCUGCUGCCUCGACCUCGUCCUCGUCGGCGGGGAAUGCGGCUGGUGCGGGUUCGAGCGGGGCAGGACAGGCGGGACAUGUGCUCGAGGGGAUGCUCAAGGAUGGGAGGGACCCGCUGGACGUGCUGGACGCUACGUCGCACUCGGUCGGGUACCUCUGGAUCUUGAACGCUCGACUCGUCUCGACCAGCCGCGCCGAGCUCCCCAAGAUGGUGCAGAAAGUCAACGACUGGGUGUCGGCUUCCGACGUCGAGCAGGCGAGGCUGUCGCUCGCAGUUGACUUCCUCGCCAAGCAGCUGUGCACGCUCGCCGAACAUUCGCGCCAGGCCUCGCUCCCGCUCCAACCGCUCAACACGCUCCUCACCCGCUUCCCGCUUCCCGGCCACCUCACCUCUCUCCAUACACUCUUUCUUCGCUGCGUCAUGGCCAGCCACAUGUACCCAGCCGCACAAGAGGUGCUCUCGAGGGACAUCACCGACGUCGACAAGUCGCUCUUCCCUAUCCGCUAUCAAGACCACCUGCUCUACCACUACCUUGGCGGAACGAUCCUCGCCCUGCUCGGCAACUACGCUCGCGCGGCUGACUUGCUCGAAAUCUGCGUCUCGGCUCCCAGCUCGUCAGCCAGCUUGAUCCAGAUCGACGCGUACAAGAAGCUCGUCCUCGUCCAGCUGCUCGCGUACGGCAAGACCCAAGCUCUCCCCCGCUACACCUCACAGGUCGUCCUCACCGCCGCCAAGACGCUCUGCGCACCGUACCUCGAGUACUGCAGUGCGUUCGCGAGCUUGAACAGGGAAAGGGUCGAUCAGGCGAGGGAGAAGGGCAGGGAGGCGUUCGAGAAGGAUUACAACUCUGGCCUCGUGGCCUUCUGCGACGAGUCCCUCCGCCGCCGCCAGAUCCAGAACCUCACCGAGACGUACAUCACGCUCUCGCUCGGACAGAUCGCUUCGUACGUCGGGCUCGAUGCGACGAGCGAGCGCGAUCUCGAGAUCGUCAAGGGCGAAGUCGAGGGAAUGAUCACCUCGAAGCAGAUUUACGCCGAACUCUCGCCCUCGACCGACCCUUCCGCCUCUCUCGCUGCGACGACCGUCACCUUCACCGACGACCCCGAACCGUACCUUUCGCACGAGACCGUCGCUCGCGUCACGCAGGCGAUUGAGAAGGCGCAGGUGUUGCAGCAGAGGUGGGACAGGGAGCAGCAGAAGGUUGAGGCUAGCAAGGAGUUUGUUACCAAGGCCUGGUCUGCAGCUGCCAGUGGCGCAUCAGCCGCAGCCGGUGGCGCAUUCGGCAGCAUGGGUUUCGGGGACGACAUCGACUUUGGCUCGACGGGCGGCAGCGGGAUGCCCGGCGGAAUGGAGUGGGUCGACAAGGGCGACAUCAUCGAGAUGGACAGUGAUUGA
Molecule: messenger RNA, 1548 nt
Organism: Rhodotorula toruloides NP11
Lineage: Eukaryota; Fungi; Basidiomycota; Microbotryomycetes; Sporidiobolales; Sporidiobolaceae
Product: COP9 signalosome complex subunit 3
Exons: 12
Coding region: 1-1548 (515 amino acids)
Biological process (GO): ubiquitin-dependent protein catabolic process
Cellular component (GO): COP9 signalosome
Source: RefSeq, a predicted model, not a curated record